AUGUUUGUGCUUGUAUAUGUGGACGAUAUAAUAAUCACAGGGGAUUCAAAAGAGGCAAUUGACCAAGUGAUUCAGCAACUAAAUCAUAAAUUUGCUCUCAAGGAUCUGGGAGAUUUACACUACUUCCUUGGGAUUCAGGUAACCAAGACUGACGCUGGUGGUCUAGUUCUAUCCCAAGAGAGGUAUGUUAAAGACUUACUCAAAAAGGCAGAUAUAGAAAACUACAAACCCUGCCACACACCUCUUCCAUCCUCAGUCAAACUCUCUGCCUUUGGUGGUUCAGUCUUUCACAAUCCCAAGUUUUACAGGUCAGUUGUAGGGAGCCUACAAUACCUCACAGUCACUCGGCCGGAGCUAUCUUAUUGUGUUGGGAGACUCUCACAAUUUAUGCACACACCUCUGGAUGAGCAUUGGAAGUUGGUAAAGAGGGUGCUAAGGUACAUCAGUGGCACAACAAGCUUUGGGUUACAUUUACACAGAACAAGCCCUCACAACAUUGCAGCAUACAGUGACUCGGAUUGGAGAGGUGAUCUAGAUGAUAGAAAAUCAACUGGAGGAUUUUGUGUCUUUCUUGGAAAAAAUUUGGUGUCGUGGAGCUCAAAGAAACAAGGAGCUGUUGCAAGGUCCAGCACUGAAGCUGAAUAUAGGGCUAUGGCUGACUUAGUUGCUGAGUUGAUCUGGAUAAAGAAUUUCAUGAUUGAACUAAGAAGUCAACUUCAAGCAUCUCCCUUAAUAUACUGUGACAACCUUAGUGUAGUAUUGUUGGCGGCAAACCCAAUCCUACACUCAAAGUCAAAGCAUUUCGAGAUGGAUUUACACUUUGUUCGGGACUAUGUUACUAAACAAGCUGUUCAAGUCACUCAUGUUCUUGGAACUGUGCAGUUGACUGAUGUGCUAACAAAGUCACUGCCCAGUACUGCUUUUCUAGAGUCAAGAACAAAGCUAAUGGUAGAAGACUUGGAACAAUACAAAUUCCUCUCUGUCAGAUUCAAAGAAGAAGAUUCAAAGGAACAAGUGAACUCAAAACAAUAUGAGAAAGAUGAGACCAAAAACAGCAGUAAUAACAGCAGGAGUCAUAACGGCAAGAUAACUAAUGAGCAAAAUGAAUCUGUGAGCACCAAAAAUGAAGUUGAACAGCAGGGGUCAUGA
Arachis stenosperma is the source of this 1149-nucleotide messenger RNA. RefSeq lists its product as uncharacterized. The record is from RefSeq and is a predicted model, not a curated record. The coding region runs from base 1 to 1149 and encodes 382 amino acids. NCBI's taxonomy places the organism in Eukaryota, Viridiplantae, Streptophyta, Magnoliopsida, Fabales, Fabaceae. The transcript has a single exon.